AUCCAAAGGUCCACCCCUGAGGUCAUCCAACCUCAAGCUGCCGGGAGAUGAGACGGGUGGCGGGUCACUACCCACAGUCUGAGAAGAACACACUCAGCAGAGCCCAGACUAUGAGGAAGCAGCAGAGGGGACCCGCAGGGCCCAGGGCUCCCCGACCCGAGGAGGAGAAUCCCAGGGUCAAGUGCAGGGACUGUGGGGCUUUUGGACACACGGCCAGAAGCACCAGGUGCCCCAUGAAGCGCUGGGGUGGAGCCCUGGCGCCGCAGCCCUUGGGCCCCAAUAGGGGGAAGGAGAACCUGGCACCCCGGAAGCCCCAUGAUCUCCAGGACCCAGUGUCACUCGACCAGAGUGAGAGGGAGAAGGAGCAGAGACCGAGGCAGGAGCAGCAGCAGAGGAAGUCUGUCCUGCAGGCGUUUCCCAGGACACCCCAAGGGAGGCCCCAGCAGGACUGCAAGGAAGUGCCGCAACCUUGUGCCUACCUGAGGAUUCCGAGCAGACCCGUGCCGGUCUACACAACCAACGACAGGCCUGCCCUGGACCCUCCUCUUAGAAGCCAGCCACCUGCCAGGGAUGACAUGAGCUCCACGUUCUCCUCACUGUCUCCCAUGGCAAUGCAGAGACUGAGCUCCUUCUGCAGUAGUGGACCAGAUAGAGGACAGGCAGGGCUCCUCACAGAGACCCCGAAGCCUGCGUUCAAGCGCUACGGCCAGGACCCUCUCGCCAUUGACAGGCUGGCCCCGAGCAGAGGUGACCGCAGCUUCCUUGGAGCUCCCCACGCUGCCUCCACAACCCCUGUCCUGGGAGACGUCCUCAAGCCCCAGGCAGGGCACAAGCGUCCUGUUCUGAUCUCACAGCCCUGCCCACCGCCUGCCACACGGAGCUCGGGCCAAGACUUCAAUCUCAGCAUCAGGGCACCCGGCAAGAGACCUGCAGAGACCCCCACCCAGACUUGCCAGCGUCCUCCAAAGAAACCCAGACGAAACCCCUUGGAGACACCUCAGAAGAGCACUCAGAGGCCGAAGCUGAGCCCUGUGCGGGCUGACCUGCCUCCACCAAGAGAAGCUGGACUUGAAUGCAAAGUGGCGCCUCAGUGGACCGGGAAGAGUGCAAGCCAGGUGCCCAGCAGUGACCUGCAGCCUCCACAUGGCAGAAGUCUCCUGAGCCCUGUCCAGGCCUGCACCGAGCCCCGUCUCCCGUCACCCAGCCCUGCUCCAGGCCAGCCCCUCAGGAUGGCCUUCAGGAGACUGGACAGCGGACAGUGGAGCUCCAGGCUCCUGCCAGCUCCCUCCUGCCUCCUCCCUGAGAAGCCAGGUCCUCCUGCCCAGAACCCUCACGCCCCAGAGAAGUCUGAGGCUCACUGUGCCCGGGUCCCACCGAGUGUCCUGUAUGAGGACCUUCGGCUUUCCUCGUCCUCUGAGGACAGUGACUCUGAGUGA
Microcebus murinus (gray mouse lemur) is the source of this 1436-nucleotide messenger RNA. Lineage: Eukaryota; Metazoa; Chordata; Mammalia; Primates; Cheirogaleidae. The record is from RefSeq and is a predicted model, not a curated record.